AUGGCGGCGACCAACAUCGGGAUGAUGGACGGCGCCUACUUCGUCGGGCGCAACGAGAUCCUCGCGUGGAUCAACACCACGCUGCAGCUCGGCCUCUCCAAGGUGGAGGAGGCGGCGUCGGGCGCGGUUGCGUGCCAACUGAUGGACGCGGCUCAUCCUGGCGCCGUGCCGAUGCACAAGGUCAAUUUCGACGCCAAGAAUGAGUACGAUAUGAUCCAGAACUACAAGGUCCUGCAGGAUGUGUUCAACAAACUCAAGAUCACGAAGCACAUAGAGGUGAACAAGCUUAUCAAAGGAAGGCCACUUGACAAUCUGGAGUUCAUGCAGUGGAUGAAACGAUAUUGUGAUUCUGUCAGUGGUGGCUUCAUGAGCAACUACAAUGCUUCUGAGAGAAGGGAAAGCAGCAAAGGGGGAAAGGAUACCAACAGAAGGGCAUCGGUGCCCUCUCACACGCCGGCCAAGUCUGCUUCCACAGGUCAUAAGGCUCAAGCCUCACAUGGUGCUAAGCGGGCAAGUGGGCAGACGGCUAGUGCACCACAACGCAGUGCUAAGCCAUCACCUGCACCUGCCAACUCUGGUGGACCAGCUUAUGAUGAACAAAUAACUGAGCUGAAGCUCCUUGUUGACAGCCUGGAGAAGGAGAGAGAUUUCUACUUCUCCAAGCUGCGGGACAUUGAGAUCCUGUGCCAGAAUCCUGAGGUUGAGCACGUGUCGGUCCAAGCUAUCCAGAGCAUACUCUACACAUCAGAGGAGGACGCUCAGCAGCAGCCUCCGGCCCUGAGCCCCAUCAUGGAGGCGUCCGAGGAGAGGCCGAAGCAAGAGAUGGCGCACAAGAGAAAGAGCAUCUCGGACCUGGACGAGUGUGGUGUGUCAUCCAGCUCAAGGCAGAGGCUCUCCGACAUCUUGGACGUGCAGCUGUGUGGAUCCCCGCUGACGAGUUUCAGCUGA
Messenger RNA from Miscanthus lutarioriparius, 948 nucleotides. The record is from the annotation of a GenBank genome assembly. NCBI's taxonomy places the organism in Eukaryota, Viridiplantae, Streptophyta, Magnoliopsida, Poales, Poaceae.